AUGCCUUUGGUGACGUGUCCCGUAUGUUCUAAAAGUAUAGAGGAAGCGCUCUUAUUGGCCCAUGUGAACAAUUGUUUGGACCAACAGGAGAAACGGAGUUCAUCUCAGGAAGAUGUUGGUGAGACAUCAAAGAAGAGAAGUGGAGGGAAUACUUUUGCCGCCUUGGGUCUUCGGAAGGAUGGAUAUAAAAGAGUAAAGAGGUCUUCUGAACGGAAGAAAGAAGGUCCCACGCUCACGAGUAUCCUUAUAGCCGAAAGAAAGAUAUUGGCUUCACAGAAUGAAGUGGCAACACAGGAACCAGAUACGGCAAUAGAUGCUCCCAGUAGUGAAGCCGAUACAACAGUAGGUGGCGAUGGUAAUGGUGAUGGCGAAGCUGUGGUCGAAUCUACUCCAGAUCUAGAUAAACUCCGUCAGAUCCAACUGCAGACUCCCAUCAUCACCAAGUCCAAGUUUCUACAGUUGAGUGAAGAACGAGAACUUAUGAGAAAGGAAGCACAAGUUCCCUUGGCCCAGAAGGUCCGUCCUAAGCUGUUGACGGAGUUCUUUGGCCAGGAACAUUUAUUAGGGUCCAAUGGCCUACUUCGGAAUAUCAUAGAAUCGGAUAUGAUACCGUCCUUUAUCCUAUGGGGACCUCCGGGUGUAGGGAAGACUACACUAGCACGAAUCAUAGCCAAUGAGUCUAACAGUAAGUUUGUAGAGCUUUCAGGGUCAGAUGGUACUACCAAAAGAUUACGAGAAGAGUUUGAAAAUGCAACCUUGGAGAAGAAAUUGAGUGGAAGGAAGACAGUUUUGUUUCUUGAUGAAAUCCAUAGGUUCAAUAAGGCAACUCAAGAUAUUCUUUUACCAGUUAUAGAAGAUGGAACAGUAACCAUUGUUGGUGCAACCACUGAAAAUCCUUCGUUCACAUUGAAUAAUGCCUUAUUAUCACGAGUUCAUGUCUUCACUAUGAAACAUUUGCCCAUAGAGGCCAUUACAAGGGUUAUCUUUAGAGCACUAUUUCAUUUGAACAAAUCCAGGAAGGGGUUCUACAAUUUACUCCCCAUCUUGUUGACAAGGGAAGCAGCAGAGUUCGUGGGUGGUCUUUCAGGUGGUGAUACACGAAUAGCCUUGAACACUAUUGAGUCAUUGCAUGCAUAUCUUUCAGCCUCCAAAUUUAGUAUUAGUUCUUCUUCUGAUGAUAAUAUCAAGAAGAAUGGGUACAUUCAAGUUACCACGGAUCAAAUCAAACAGUUGUUCCAAUCAGGCAACUAUAGAAAGAUGUAUGAUAGAGAUGGUGAUUCUCAUUAUGAUACCAUUAGUGCCUUUCAUAAGUCUAUUAGAGGAUCUGAUGCAGAUGCAGCUAUUUUCUAUUUGACUAAGAUGCUUUCCAGUGGUGAAGACCCCAAUUUUAUUAUCCGGAGAAUGCUUGUGAUUGCCAGUGAAGACAUUGGUUUAAGAGAUAGUUCAUGUCUUCCCUUUGUGGUCGCAGCAAAACAAGCUUUUGAUUUUGUUGGGUUACCUGAAGGGGAGAUAAUAUUGGCUCACUGUACUAUAAAGCUUGCCAGGGCUCCCAAAUCAACUAAAUCUUACAGAGCAUUACGUUUAGUACAAGGUUUAUUAAAGGAGAAGCCAGAGCUUUCAAACAUACCCAUCCCCUUCCAUUUGCGCAAUGCCCCCACCAAGUUAAUGAAAGAGAUGGGGUAUUCUGAGGGUUACAAGUACAACCCAGACUAUACUCAAGGACUUGUGAAACAGGAGUAUCUUCCUAAAGAUUUAAUAGGUACAAAGUUUGUUGAAGAUCAGCAUUUAGGACUUGAGGAUGAUCCAGAUGUUGCUAAGGAGAAAUUGGCGAUGGCUAAAGAGUAUGAAGCUAACUAUGAGGAGUUUAAGAAGACAAAGAGAGAGCAACUUAAGAAAGAAUAUGAAGCCAAGAUGGUCGAGGAGACUAAAGCAGUAGAAUGGAACAAUAGCAAAUUGGAAAAGUAUUAUAAAUGGAAGCUACUAAAGGAAAUUGGACAGCUUGAACAAUGGCAGAAACUUGAACUGAACGAGAACCAUCCAAGCGUUUAUAUCAAUGAAGCACUUAUGAAUACCUCCACUUCAUUUAUUAAAUUAAACAGCUCCAACUCGUUUAACGCAACAGACAUUGACAAAAACGAGGAUGAGCAAGAAGAAGAAAAGGAAGAUGACGAUGAUUACGGCUAUGAAAGUAAUGAAGAUUCAUUUGUACACUAUGAGCCCGAAUAUCCAUCGGUAUAG
Molecule: messenger RNA, 2238 nt
Organism: Lizanozyma spartinae
Lineage: Eukaryota; Fungi; Ascomycota; Pichiomycetes; Serinales; Debaryomycetaceae
Product: ssDNA-dependent ATPase
Exons: 1
Coding region: 1-2238 (745 amino acids)
Biological process (GO): DNA-templated DNA replication; regulation of DNA repair
Cellular component (GO): nucleus
Molecular function (GO): ATP binding; single-stranded DNA helicase activity; DNA binding
Source: RefSeq, a predicted model, not a curated record